UUGCUCCCCCCCAUCCCUCCUCUCCACCCACCCCUUCCCCCUUUUCGCCUUGUCGGGUGUGUUUUUUGCCUGUUGGAAAAGUCCCCGCUGCCCAGGAUGGGGGUCGGUGGGUGCUUGGCCCUGCCCUGGAGGUGCCUGGUCGUCCUCUGUCUCAGGCUGCUCUUCCUUGUGCCCGCAGGAGUGCCCGUGCGCAGCGGAGAUGCCACCUUCCCCAAAGCCAUGGACAACGUGACAGUGCGGCAAGGGGAGAGCGCCACGCUCAGGUGCUCCGUGGACAACCGGGUGACCCGGGUGGCCUGGCUGAACCGCAGCAGCAUCCUCUAUGCCGGCAAUGACAAGUGGUGCUUGGACCCUCGGGUGGUGCUCCUGGCCAACACCAAAACCCAGUACAGCAUCCAGAUCCAGGAUGUGGACGUGUAUGAUGAGGGCCCCUACACCUGCUCUGUGCAGACAGACAAUCACCCCAAGACAUCGCGUGUCCAUCUCAUCGUGCAAGUGUCUCCAAAAAUCACCGAGAUCUCUUCUGACAUCUCCAUCAACGAGGGCGGCAACGUCAGCCUCACCUGCAUAGCCACGGGCAGGCCAGACCCAACAAUCACCUGGAGACACAUCUCACCCAAAGCUGUGGGCUUCAUCAGCGAGGAUGAGUACCUGGAGAUCACGGGAAUCACACGGGAGCAGUCGGGAGAGUACGAGUGCAGCGCCUCCAACGAUGUCUCAGCGCCCGUCGUCCAGCGAGUCAAAGUCACCGUCAACUACCCGCCGUACAUCUCGGAUGCGAAGAGCACUGGGGUGCCGGUGGGGCAGAAGGGCAUCCUGCUGUGUGAGGCCUCUGCCGUCCCCUCCGCCGACUUCCAGUGGUACAAAGAUGACAAGCGACUGGCUGAAGGACAGAAAGGGCUGAAAGUGGAGAACAAAGCCUUCUUCUCCAGACUGACUUUCUUCAAUGUCUCUGAGCAGGACUACGGCAACUACACCUGUGUAGCCUCCAACCAGCUAGGGAACACCAAUGCCAGCAUGAUCCUCUACGAAGAGACAACUACCGCUCUGACACCCUGGAAAGGCCCUGGCGCAGUGCACGACGGGAACAACGGUGCGUGGCGGCGAAGCGGCUGCGCGUGGCUGCUGCUCCUCCCGCUUGCCCACCUCGCCCGCCAGUUUUGACCCAAGAGCCGGCCCGCGGAGUAGCGGCAGUGACGACCACGGCCAGCGAGCGCAAGCAGAAAGGAGAGGAAGAAAAGAAGAAGAAGUGUUCACCGUUUCCGAAAAUAAUCAUAAGAAUUGAGAGAGUAUCCGGCCAGGCCACCUGGGGGAGGGGGAGAGAGGAAAAACAUGCAAAAAAAAAAAAAAAAAAAACCACUACGGGAAUUUGGAAUGGAGAGACAAAGGAAAAAAUUAAUAAUCCAAGGCUUCCUGCUGAAGAUGCAAUGCGACUGAGUCUUUUUCUUUUUGCCCUUUAUUUUUUUUUUUGUCCCCUACCACUUUUUCCCCCUAUUUUCGUUGUUCUCUGCCACGGGCCAGCGUGGAGGAUGGACGGGGCCAUCGGAGUGUGGCACUUGUCCCCUGCCCUGUCCUCUUCACUGCCGCCACCCGCCUGCUCCCUCCCGUGGGACCCUCCAUCCAGACACACCGGUUUUCUCCUUUGCCAAGAGUUCCCCGUCUUCUCAUGGACUGUGCUGCCAUUUGUGUUUCAGAAUAUAUAUACAUAUAUAUAUAUAUAUCUCCAUGUAUACAUAUAUAUAUGUAUAGAUAUAUAGAUCUUCAACAGUUACCACACCACCACGAAAGGAAAGGGAGGAAGGAGACCGGCGUCGAGCCACAUUUUCAUCGUACCAUCUGUGGACAUCGUGAAUGAUAAGGGAUUCUGAGUCAUGGUUAAUUUUAUUAAUUGUAUUUUCUGAUAUGAGCCUAGAACUCUUAGUUCCUAAAAAACAGAAAUGCAAAAAAAAAAAAAGAGGGGGAAAAAAAGAAAAAAAAAAAGAGGAAAAAAAAAACAAUCUAGGAGAGGGGGAGCAAGCGGAGAGAAGUUUGUUUGCCGAGGAGAAGACCAGCCAAGGAGGUUUGUGAGCCCAGCGAGGAGGAUGAGGAGGAGUCCUGUGCUGAAACACCCCCAAAACCGGCCCAAAAGCGGUCGUCUGGACAGUUCCUGCCGAGGGCACAGACGACACUCGCCGCGCGUUGAGGUGGAGGGAGAUACUGAAUCUUUUUAUGGGAUAUAUAUAUACAGUAUAUAUAAAUAUACAUAUAUAUAUAUAUAUAAUUUUCUUUUUUGUUAGAGUUCUAGCCACAGUUCCCAGCAGGGUCCUUCCGCUGCCAUUACUGCAUGCUGUAUAUGGAGUUAGGUGUGUAUCGGUUCUCAACGAGACAAGCAUCUCGGUCCACACAUCCCUGAACCCCCUCGCCUUUCCACCCUCGGGUCACCGGGGACAAAGGGUCAUGGGGGACCAAGGCCCCUCUCUGUCACUUUUUGCCGCAUGGCCCUGGCCUUUUCGCGGUGGAAUAAAGCGAGCCGAGGGACAGAGGGAGAUCUAUAUAGC
This is a messenger RNA of Pyrgilauda ruficollis (rufous-necked snowfinch), 2537 nucleotides long. Its product is annotated as protein CEPU-1. The transcript has 8 exons. Gene Ontology annotation, cellular component: neuron projection. Lineage: Eukaryota; Metazoa; Chordata; Aves; Passeriformes; Passeridae. The coding region runs from base 97 to 1164 and encodes 355 amino acids. The record is from RefSeq and is a predicted model, not a curated record.